AUGUCUCAGGAUGCAUACUCUUGGGUGGCGAGGUGUGAGAAAUGCAAGCUUUUUACUAGUAAACCCCAAUUGGUUGCCUUGCCUUUAAGGCCUGUGGUGAUUGAAGAACCAUUUACGCAGUGGGGGCUUGAUUUUAUUGGUCCUUUGAAUCCUAGUUCUAGUGUGAGGCACACCCACAUAUUAACGGCGACAGAUUAUUUCAUCAAAUGGGUGGAGGCUAUCCCUGUAAGAAAAACUACCUCAGAAAUUAUGUGUACAUUUCUUAAGGAGAAUAUUCUUGUCAGGUUUGGAGUUCCUCAGAAAAUAGUUGCAGAUAAUGCAUCAAAUUUCUCUUCGUCAGAAUUGAGCUUGUUUUUCUAUGACCAUGGAAUUGCCUUGGCAUAUGCUUCUGAUUAUUAUCUGCAGGGUAACAGUCAAGUAGAAUCAAGUAACAAGAACUUGAUUAAUAUUAUGAAAAAGUUAGUCAGUAAAAAUUUUAGGGAUUGGCAUAAGAAGCUACAUGAAGCACUAUGGGCAGAUCAAACUUCACCAAAGUAG
This is a messenger RNA of Cryptomeria japonica (Japanese cedar), 537 nucleotides long. RefSeq lists its product as uncharacterized. The record is from RefSeq and is a predicted model, not a curated record. NCBI's taxonomy places the organism in Eukaryota, Viridiplantae, Streptophyta, Pinopsida, Cupressales, Cupressaceae. Gene Ontology annotation, biological process: DNA integration. Gene Ontology annotation, molecular function: nucleic acid binding. The transcript has a single exon. Bases 1 to 537 code for a protein of 178 amino acids.